Molecule: messenger RNA, 1926 nt
Organism: Didymosphaeria variabile
Lineage: Eukaryota; Fungi; Ascomycota; Dothideomycetes; Pleosporales; Didymosphaeriaceae
Exons: 2
Coding region: 1-1926 (641 amino acids)
Molecular function (GO): protein binding
Source: RefSeq, a predicted model, not a curated record
AUGAAAGAAGUCGCGAGCGGGGAGAUGUGGUUGGGCAAACGCGAUCCUCGAAUCCCUCCAGCAGAAUGGGACAGGCGGAGGAGGGAGUUGCAGCAUCUGCACGACCCGCUAGAAGUUGCAGCGUUCGUAAAGCAGGAGUUGGCCAAGGGCAAGACGAAGGAGAUGAUGCAGCUGGUUCGCAUGGCUAGUCACUCGAUGCAAGUCAUCGUCAGCUGGAACCACAUCAUCGACCACCUCAUGAAAACGAGCGUUUCGGAAGCUAUGAAGGUGUACAACGACAUGAAGAAACGCGCACAAUUUCCAGACUCGUAUACCUACACCAUCGUCCUUCGAGGCUUGUCGAACAAUGCACACCAGUCGGGCGUUGCAAGCAAAGCCAUCGCCGUUUACCAUUCCAUGUCUGCGCCGAACUCCAGGGUCCAGCCAUCCAUCAUACAUACGAACGCCGUCCUCAACGUCUGUGCGCGAGCACUCGAUAUGGAUGCUCUUUGGGGUUUUGCCGCGAAGAUCCCAGAAAGCGGGCCAGGCGCCGCUGAUGCAAGGACUUUCACCAUCAUACUGAAUGCAAUACGACAGAGCUUGCUGGUAGAUGCGCCGCUCGGGGAAGGCGAAAACGAACUUGCUCACAGACGAGAACGAGGGGUGGUAGAAGGCAGGCGGAUGUGGGAAGAUGUUGUUGGCAAGUGGAAAAAUGCAGAUCUAGUCAUUGAGGAAGACCUAGUAUGCGCGAUGGGAAGGUUACUUCUCGUUGGAAGCAGGCCACGCGAUUGGGACGACGUGCUUUCACUUGUCGAUCAGACUAUGGACAUACCGCGGCUUGUGCCCCGGUUGGGGUCUAUAGCACGAGAGGCCCUACCACGGAUACGGGCGCCCAAUACACCGCAAGAAUACAAGUUUGACGACGAACACCUAAGUCCGGACGGUGCUCCUAGGCGUGGAGUUGAGUUCCUUGCGCUCACCGAAGGCGAGGAUGGUAAAAGGUCAAGGUCACUUACGUACGCAACUCCGUCGAACGACACUUUGUCAAUGGUCCUUGAAGCGUGCCAAAAGAUAGUAGCUCCGAAAGCUGCCGACGAAUACUGGGACGUGCUGACGGAUCCUGGUACUUAUGCUAUCGUGCCUGACAACAAUAAUCUGCAUCAACGCCUACGCCUUCUGCGUACAAAUCGCGCAUCAAGCACAGUAGUGCGAAUGCUGCACGAUGAUUAUUUUGCCAAGCUGUUGGUGUUUAAACCAGGGACGUUCAGGAUAGCGAUGAGCACAUGUGUGCGCGACAAGAACAACCAUAACUCGCUCAAGAAUGCGAGCCAGAUCCUCCAACUCAUGAUGCAAACUCUGCCGGAUGCGGAUGCAAAGACAAGCUUCAAAUACGCCGAGCUUGCCGUUACCUUCCCUCUUGCCAAGGGUGAGGACCUCGUGGAAGCGCUGACAUAUCUCCAGCCCGUUGUCAAGAGCCUCAGAAUCCAGCUCAGUGUAGGCACAGAGAAAACGUACGGUGGGCGAAGUGUCGCAGGCACCAGAGCGUUGAGUGCAGAGGCGAGGGAGGACACUAUUGCAGCUCUUCGCAAGAUCUACGCCGUCUUCGACAGGCUUCUCCUUUCCAACUUGAUACCGGAAGAACAGAAAGCCUCGUUCAAGGCUGAGAGGGCGAGGAUGUCAGCCUUGCUCCAGAGACUCAUCUUCAGAGCGUCUACGAAAAGUGGAACUAAACAGAAUGGUGAUCCCCAAGGUGACCGUGAGGAUACAAAGGAAGAGGGCAAUGUUGGGACUGAAAAGAGAAGAGACAAACCAAGUUCGUCGAGGCCCAGUGUCAGAUGGCGAGCGAGCAGAGCAGCGCCUUUAGAGGAGAGGAAGCAAUGGGCGUCUACCUCUACGGAGGCACAUACACCGUUGGAGUGGAUGACUCGCGAUCCGCACUCUGCGUAG